AUGAGUGAUAAAAAUGAGUUGGAGACGACGGGAAUACCUCCGGCGCCGUCGUCGGUUUCCUCGGAAACAUCUGUAAGCACCACUGCUUCUACGAUACCUAGAUCAGAAUCUUCAAGACCUAAUACAUUUUCGAAGCCAUCUGGCCUCAAGCCUCCAUCAAAAAUUGGAAGGCUCUGCUCUAAUGCUGCACCAAAACCGGCAGUGCCAAUAUCACCAAGAUCUGGUAAGUGGAAUAUAUCUCAAACUUUUAUAUAG
Pieris macdunnoughi is the source of this 255-nucleotide messenger RNA. The record is from the annotation of a GenBank genome assembly. NCBI's taxonomy places the organism in Eukaryota, Metazoa, Arthropoda, Insecta, Lepidoptera, Pieridae.